Molecule: messenger RNA, 908 nt
Organism: Lingula anatina
Lineage: Eukaryota; Metazoa; Brachiopoda; Lingulata; Lingulida; Lingulidae
Source: RefSeq, a predicted model, not a curated record
UUCGAACUCCUGGCAGUCUGUUAGAAGACGGCCUUGCAAAACUUGGAAAAAAUAUUAUUCAUAUCCGGCCAUACCAUGGGGAAUGAAGACAAAGAAUUUGCGCAAGCCCCGUCUGUUCCAAAGCAAAGGGCACUCACCAAAAAACUGGCCACGUACACAAUAACUUUAGAGGAUAUAGAGGGCGGGAGCACGGCUGCAGAACAAGCAGCCAAAUUGAAAAAAUUGCCCGAUGGAGAUUUAAUCAAGGUGGAUAAAAAAGAAAACGCCUGCUAUCCAAAUCAGAUUGGGUACAGGCUCAAACUGGGUUCUAAUGUCCAUUGGAGGAAAGAGCUCAAACUUGUUGAAGACACCAUGCAGAAGCCCGACAUACAGCUUUGCCGUUGUCAGGACGAUCGGAGAGAACAUGAAGUCUAUGUAAAGGCAGAUCUCUUUGAGACUCACCAGUUAAUCCUCUGUAAAGCUAAGACCUUAGGUGUGACGAAACCGGUUUACCUGAUCCAAGACGCUCCUGAAAAAAUAAGAGGAGGAACCUUUAUCACUUUCGAGUGGAUUAAAGACUUGAAAGACACUUGUAUAUCGUCAAUUAAAUUGUGUCCAAUGUGGCGUGAUAAGAUUGCUAAGAAAAUAAUAAUCCUUUUAAAACGUUAAGAAAUCCUACCAAUACCAUGAUAACUCAAAGGAGAAUCUGAAUUAAGUUUGGAUCCUCCUUGAAACUUUUCUUAAUUUCCUAUACCGACUUUCGCGUAUAUUAAGCUGCCUAAUUAAGUAACAGUCUGUUUUAAGACAUACAUCUUCUGUAAAUUUUAGUCCAAACAUCUUGUUAAUGUAAGUUAUUGAUUAUUGGAAAUUAAAGGGAUAAUAACUCUUCGUAUGAGAUCUAUAUUUCACAAUAAAAACAUUGUGAACAA